CCCCGGGGCGCCGGCGGGAGCGAUGGCGCCGCGGCUGCAGCUGGAGAAGGCGGCGUGGCGCUGGACCGAGACGGUGCCGCCCGAGGCGGUGGCGCAGGAGCACAUCGAGGCGGCCUAUCGCGUCCGGCUGGAGCCCUGCCAGCGCGGAGCCUGCCGGAGGAACUGCCGGGGGAACCCCAACUGCCUGGUGGGCAUCGGGGAGCACGCGUGGCUGGGCGAGAUCGAUGAGAACAGCUUCCACAACAUCGACGACCCCAACUGCGAGCGCCGCAAGAAGAACGCCUUUGUGGGCCUGACCAACCUGGGUGCCACGUGCUACGUCAACACCUUCCUGCAGAUGUGGUUCCUGAACCUGGAGCUGCGGCAGGCGCUCUACCUGUGCCCCAGCGCCUGCGGGGACGGCGUGCCCAAGGACACGGACUAUGAGCCCCAGACCAUCUGUGAGCACCUGCAGUACCUGUUUGCUCUGCUGCAGAACAGCAAGCGGCGCUACAUCGACCCCUCAGCCUUUGUCAAGGCACUGGGGCUGGACACGGGGCAGCAGCAGGAUGCCCAGGAGUUUUCCAAGCUGUUCAUGUCCCUGCUGGAAGAUACUUUGUCCAAACAGAAAAACCCAGAUGUCCGGAACAUUGUGCAAAAGCAGUUCUGUGGAGAGUAUGCCUAUGUCACAGUCUGCAACCAGUGUGGCAGAGAAUCUAAACUGGUGUCUAAAUUUUACGAGCUGGAGUUAAACAUCCAAGGACACAAGCAGUUGACAGACUGUAUAACAGAAUUCCUCAAGGAGGAAAAAUUAGAAGGGGACAAUCGUUAUUUUUGUGAGACUUGUCAGAGCAAGCAGAAUGCCACGAGGAAGAUCCGUCUGCUGAGCCUGCCCUGCACCCUCAACCUGCAGCUCAUGCGCUUUGUGUUUGACAGACAAACUGGCCACAAGAAGAAGCUGAACACCUACAUUGGCUUCUCAGAGCUGCUGGACAUGGAGCCUUUCAUGGAGCAAAAAAACGGGGUGUACGUGUACGAGCUGAGCGCUGUGCUCAUACACCGUGGAGUAAGCGCCUACUCCGGGCACUACAUCGCCCACGUGAAGGACCCACAGACAGGAGAGUGGUACAAGUUCAACGAUGAGGACAUCGAGAAGAUGGAGGGGAAGAAACUCCAGCUGGGAAUUGAGGAAGAUUUAGCGGAGCCAUCGAAAUCCCAGAGCCGCAAGCCCAAGUGCGGGAAGGGCACGCACUGCUCGCGCAACGCCUACAUGCUGGUGUACAGGCUGCAGGCCCGGGAGAAAUCCCUCUCUGUGCAGGUGCCAGCUUUUCUGCAGGAGCUGGUAGAGCGGGAUAACUGCAAGUUUGAGGAGUGGUGCAACGAAAUGGCCGAGAUGCGCAAACAGAGCGUGGCCAGAGGCAAGAUCAAGCACGAGGAGGUGAAGGAGCUCUACCAAAGGUUACCCGCCGAAGCUGGUUCUCCUUACGACUUCAUCUCUCUGGAAUGGCUGCAGAAGUGGCUGGAUGAGUCCACUCCUCCCAAACCUAUUGAUAACACAGCCUGCCUGUGCUCCCAUGGCAAACUCCAUCCUGAUAAGAUAUCCCUGAUGAAGAGGAUAUCAGAAUACGUGGCCGAUUUCUUCUACCGCCGAUACGGAGGAGGGCCCCGGCUCAACGUCAAAGCACUUUGCAAGGACUGUGUGGUGGAAAGGUGUCGAAUCCUGAGGCUGAAGAACCAGCUGAACGAGGACUACAAAACAGUCACCAACCUGCUGAAGAUGACAGUCAAAGGGACCGAUGGGUUUUGGGUUGGCAAAGCCUCCUUGAGGAGCUGGCGUCAGCUGGCUCUGGAGCAAUUAAACGAGCAAGAUGAAGAUGCAGAGCACAGUAAUGGAAAAAUGAAUGGAAAUGCACAAAACAAAGAUGAAUCAAAUGAAGAGAAGAGGGAGGAGGAAGAGGAGUUAAAUUUUAAUGAAGACAUCGUUUGCCCUCAUGGUGACCUGUGCAUCUCUGAGAAUGAACGGAGGGUGGUUUCCAAGGAAGCCUGGGAGAAACUCAAGCAAUAUUUUCCAAAAGCCCCUGAAUUCCCAAACAACAAAGAGUGCUGUUCCCAGUGCAAGAUUUUGGAGCGUGAAGGGGAGGAAAAUGAAGCUCUGCAUAAGAUGAUGGCCAGUGAGCAGAAGACUUCUCUGCAGAACCUGUUCCAUGAUAAAUGUAGGCCUUGCCUGGGCAGCUGGCCUCAGGAGACGGAUGAGCUGUAUAUUGUUUCGCAGUUCUUUGUAGAAGAAUGGAGGAAAUUUGUCAGGAGGCCGACGCGCUGCAGCCCCGUGUCCUCCAUAGCAAACAGUGUCCUGCUCUGUCCCCACGGGGGGCUCAUGUUCACCUUUGCUUCCAUGACCAAAGAAGACUCCAAACAUAUAGCUCUGAUAUGGCCCAGUGAGUGGGAGAGGAUCCAAAAGCUCUUUGUCGUGGAUCACGUCAUCAAAAUCACCCGGAGCCAGACGGCCGAGGGCGCCCGCUACGCCUCCGAGCCCCAGCUGUGCCCCGAGUGCCGGGAGGGGCUCCUGUGCCAGCAGCAGCGGGACCUGCGCGAGUACACCCAGGCCACCAUCUACAUCCACAAAGUGGUGGACAACAAAAAGGUAAUGAAGGACGCGGCUCCAGAGCUGAACGUGAGCAGCUCGGAAGCUGAAGAGGAAAGGGAGGAAAACAAGCCAGAGGGGGAGCAAGAUCCUGAUUUUAACCAGGCCAAUGGUGGCACAAAACGCCAGAAGCUGUCCCACCAGAGCUACAUCACCUACCAAAAGCAGGGAAUCAGGAGAAGCACACGGCACCGCAAGGUGCGGGGCGAGAAAGCGCUGCUCGUGUCAGCCAGCCAGACCCUGAAAGAGCUGAAAAUCCAGAUCAUGCACGCCUUCUCCGUGGCCCCCUUCGACCAGAACCUGUCCCUGGAUGGGAAGAUCCUGAGUGAUGACACGGCCACGCUGGGCAGCCUGGGAGUCAUCCCUGAGUCUGUCAUCCUGCUCAAGGCUGACGAGCCCAUCGCGGAUUACGCGGCCAUGGACGACGUUAUGCAAGUUUGUAUGCCUGAAGAGGGAUUUAAAGGGACUGGUUUACUUGGCCACUGAUGGUUUUCCAAGAGGAGCCACCAGAAGGGAAGAGGAUUUGUCACAUGGUAGGGCAUUAAAAGAAUAAAACCAGGUGGAUACAGUA
This is a messenger RNA of Melospiza georgiana, 3191 nucleotides long. It is a transcript of the gene USP48, whose product is annotated as ubiquitin specific peptidase 48. The coding region runs from base 23 to 3106 and encodes 1027 amino acids. The transcript has 27 exons. Gene Ontology annotation, cellular component: nucleus; cytosol. The record is from RefSeq and is a predicted model, not a curated record. Gene Ontology annotation, molecular function: cysteine-type deubiquitinase activity; cysteine-type endopeptidase activity; protein binding. Gene Ontology annotation, biological process: protein deubiquitination. Lineage: Eukaryota; Metazoa; Chordata; Aves; Passeriformes; Passerellidae.